UCUAGAGCCGCGCCAGCGGGAGGACGCUUUGAUUUCCCUCUGGGUCUUUACUCUGCCGUUCAGGGUCGAGGAGGCCCCAGAAGAACCUUGGAAUGGACGAAGAGGGAGGGCGGCAGCCCGCUGGGCCACCCGCAAGGAAGAAAUUCCUCAUACCACUGGACGGGGAUGAGGUCCUUCCUCCUGGGGUUAAGCCCUUAUUCAGAUCUACACAGAGCCAUCCCAGCACGGAGACCUCAGCCCAGGCAGCCCCUCAGACCUACGCUGAGUACGCCAUCUCGGGACCUGUAGGAGGGGCUGGAGCCACACACUCCACAGGGACAGAGCCCCAGGCAGGGGAGACCCCCAGCCAGGCUCUCAAACCAGGGACAAAAUCGAACAGCAUCAUUGUGAGCCCCCGGCAGAGGGGCAACCCUGUACUGAAGUUUGUGCGCAACGUGCCCUGGGAAUUUGGUGACGUGGUUCCUGACUACGUGCUGGGUCAGAGCACUUGUGCCCUUUUUCUCAGCCUCCGCUACCACAACCUCCACCCAGACUACAUCCACCAGCGGCUGCAGAGCCUCGGGAAGAACUUCGCCCUGCGGGUCCUGCUCGUCCAGGUGGACGUGAAAGACCCUCAGCAGGCCCUCAAGGAGCUGGCUAAGAUGUGCAUCCUGGCAGACUGCACGCUGGUCCUUGCCUGGAGCCCCGAGGAGGCUGGGCGGUACCUGGAGACCUACAAGGCCUAUGAGCAGAAGCCAGCGGACCCCCUGAUGGAGAAGCUGGAGCAGGACUUUGUCUCCCGGGUGACUGACUGUCUGACCACCGUGAAGUCAGUCAACAAAACGGACAGUCAGACCCUUCUCACUACUUUUGGGUCUCUGGAACAGCUCAUAGCUGCAUCGCGGGAAGAUCUGGCCUUGUGUCCGGGCCUGGGGCCCCAGAAGGCCCGCAGGCUGUUUGACGUCCUACAUGAGCCCUUCUUGAAAGUGCCCCGAUGACCUCAGCUGCGGAGGCGGUCCCUGUGUAACAAUAAAGCAUUUCCCAUC
Messenger RNA from Pteronotus mesoamericanus, 1025 nucleotides. RefSeq names its product ERCC excision repair 1, endonuclease non-catalytic subunit (gene ERCC1). Gene Ontology annotation, biological process: mitotic recombination; UV-damage excision repair. Gene Ontology annotation, molecular function: single-stranded DNA binding; damaged DNA binding. The record is from RefSeq and is a predicted model, not a curated record. The coding region runs from base 93 to 977 and encodes 294 amino acids. The transcript is spliced from 10 exons. Gene Ontology annotation, cellular component: nucleotide-excision repair factor 1 complex; nucleus; ERCC4-ERCC1 complex. NCBI's taxonomy places the organism in Eukaryota, Metazoa, Chordata, Mammalia, Chiroptera, Mormoopidae.